GGCGGGGGCCGGGCGCGGGGCAGGGCCGGGCUGCGCCUCGCUGGGCUCCCGGGCAGCUCCGGGGCCGCGGCUCUCCGAAGAGCAGACACUUGCCCCCGGGGGUCUGCGGUGUCGCAGGCGCCCAGCAGCCCUGGCCAUGAGGACCCUGUGGAUGGCGCUGUGCGCGUUGGCGCGUUUGUGGCCUGGGGCCCUGGGCGGCUGCGCCGAGGCCGGGCGUUGCUGCCCCGGCCGGGACCCUGCCUGCUUCGUCCGUGGCUGGAGGCUGGACAGGGUCUUUGGGACCUGCUUCUGCGACCAAGCCUGCCGCCUCACCGGCGACUGCUGCUUCGACUACGCCAGGGCGUGCCCAGCUCGUCCGUGCUCCGUGGGGGAGUGGAGCCCCUGGAGUGCCUGUGCAGACCAGUGCAAGCCAACGACCCGCGUGCGCACGCGCUCUGUGCAGCAGGAGCCUCAGAACGGCGGUGCGCCCUGCCCACCCCUGGAAGAGAGAGCCGGCUGCCUGGAAUACUCCACGCCACAGGGCCAGGACUGCGGGCACGCCUUCGUCCCUGCCUUUAUAACUACCUCUGCGUUCAACAAGGAGAGGACAAGACCAGCUGCAUCUCCACAUUGGGCGACACGCACAGAGGAUGCUGGAUACUGCAUGGAGUUCAAGACCGAGUCUUUGACGCCUCACUGUGCUCUGGAAAACCGGCCCCUGACUCGAUGGAUGCAGUAUCUCCGUGAAGGAUACACAGUGUGUGUGGACUGCCAGCCUCCAGCCAUGAACUCCGUGAGCCUGCGUUGUUCUGGGGAUGGCCUGGACUCUGAUGGAAAUCAAACCCUCCACUGGCAAGCAAUUGGCAAUCCUCGAUGUCAAGGAACUUGGAAAAAAGUUCGGCGAGUAGACCAGUGUUCUUGUCCAGCUGUCCACAGUUUUAUUUUUAUAUAGAUUGUGAUAUAAAUACUUCAAAAUGUGUUUGGAAACAUGCUAACUACUGUCAAGUCAUGUUCAGUGCUUGAUAAAUCUUCAAAAACAGUUUGGCUAAAUUCCCUGGAGUCAUGACAUUGCCAUACUCUGCAGUAGAGAAAGAAAAUUUAGGGACCAGUUUUCAAGGAACACAGUGCCUUCACUGUUAUUUUCAUUAAGUUGAUGACCCACCCUAAAAGCUCCUGUGGUUAUCUGUCCUUGACCUUCCACCCAGUCAAGAAUACAUGUUAGUUUGCACUAGAGGCUCUACAACAUGGUCCAGUUAUUGGUGAGGAGAUUGUCACACAGAGGAUUCCAUGCUUUGAGUGUUGCCGUCUUCCUUUCUAUUCCAUAAUCUCUUAAGAGCUUCUCACUUUCACAUAUAUGCUCACAUAUAAAUUUCCUGUAUAUUAUUCCAUAAAUUUUGAAAUAAUACUUUUAAUUUCAAGCACAUUAGCACAAAUAAUUGUCAACAAGGUAUGUUGUUUGAAAUUUCAGUAAGCAUUUGGUAAUGAAAAACCAACAGCUAUGCAGAAAACAUUUCUUGAAAAUGAAGAUUAUUUUCAUUCAAAAGAUCAAACACUCAUUCUAGAUCAAAAGAAGUUCCUUCAAAGGUUAUCAUUUUCAUGAAGAGAAAUUCUGGCACCAAUGCAUGAAACAGUUACUUUACAAAAAUUCUAUCCCCAUUUGCAUCUAAAGUUGUUUCCAAGGUGUAAAGCCUGGAGCUGAAUAAAAUAAUUCCUGAGUCUAACUUUAAGUUUAGGUAAAGUAAGCUUCCUAUUUCUCAUCGUUUUUUAAAUACAUGGGGUGGAAAGCAGAGGUAGAGAUGAGUGAGGUCACGGAGUGCAUGACAGAUGUUAUGAUCUCAUACACACAGCAACAUUAGUCUGUUUAUGUUAUGGUAGGAAAAUCCAUGAACUAGAGAUGAAGUGGCAUAUUUAGGGAGCUGGGAUGGCAAACUCUUCUGCACGUCUGCUACAGAGCCUAAUCCUGUCUUCUCAUCCAGGACUCAGCUUUCUUGAAAAGCCUGACCAUGCCAAAGACCGUGCUGUGAAAGCUAAGCCCAUUUCAUUUUUGAAGCAAAUUGUAAAUUCCAUAUAUUUUCUUUGGAGAUUGAACUUUGAGAUUUGAAUAACAUGAAAUCCCUCCCAUUUGUUUCAGCUGUAUAACAUAAUAUUCACUAACAGAUAAUUUACUAAAAUACAUAUUUCUUGGUACUUAUCACAUAAUGACAGAAUGACAACAGUAAAUUUAACAGGGAUGAAAAAGAGUCCCACACUUAACACUGAGAGUAACAUUAUUUCACUUAAUUAGUUGCCAAAACUGUUUUCGUAAAAAAUUGAAUCCUUCAGAAAUUAAUAAAACAUUUGAAUCUCAUCAAGGCUAGCAACUUCAAGUUCAGUAUUAAAAUUUUAAAGACUAUUUUUAGCACUUAUAAAAUGAGAUUUUUGAAAAAAUGUUUGGGUAAUUCCAGGUGUUAAAGUCUUCAUACCAGUCAAUAAACUUUCUGUUCACAAUUA
Oryctolagus cuniculus (rabbit) is the source of this 2469-nucleotide messenger RNA. It is a transcript of the gene SBSPON, whose product is annotated as somatomedin B and thrombospondin type 1 domain containing. The record is from RefSeq and is a predicted model, not a curated record. NCBI's taxonomy places the organism in Eukaryota, Metazoa, Chordata, Mammalia, Lagomorpha, Leporidae.